Messenger RNA from Suillus subaureus, 411 nucleotides. RefSeq lists its product as uncharacterized. The transcript has a single exon. The record is from RefSeq and is a predicted model, not a curated record. The coding region runs from base 1 to 411 and encodes 136 amino acids. Lineage: Eukaryota; Fungi; Basidiomycota; Agaricomycetes; Boletales; Suillaceae.
AUGUCUAUGGAGGAUGAAGAAGACAAGUUUGCCCACUCAAGGUUUAGAGAUCACAGAGUUAUCCUCACCAAACAUCCUCAUCAACUUCACCAAAAUAUUUUCAACAUCAUGGAGAAUCAUGCUUGCAAAGGCUUCAAGAAAGAUCUCACCACCUAUCUUAACACUCAGUUGGCUCACUCUCAUUCACAUGGACAGCUCAGAGAUAUGAGUCUUCCUUUCAGUCAUAUCGAUAUCUAUCAUGGAUUCAAAUUCUGUCUAGACUCAUUAGGCAAUGACAUUGACUUUGAUCAAAUGGAGGAGGCAGAUAUUGUCAAAGCACAACCAUCUAUUUCUCAUAAAGCUGCAUGCUUUGAUACAGUUGUAGUAAUGGAUGAGCCUGACUGUGAAUCUACUGGUUUAACAGGUGAGUAA